Molecule: messenger RNA, 2895 nt
Organism: Penicillium nucicola
Lineage: Eukaryota; Fungi; Ascomycota; Eurotiomycetes; Eurotiales; Aspergillaceae
Product: putative ubiquitin-protein ligase (Asi3)
Exons: 2
Coding region: 1-2895 (964 amino acids)
Biological process (GO): protein ubiquitination; ubiquitin-dependent protein catabolic process
Molecular function (GO): ubiquitin protein ligase activity
Source: RefSeq, a predicted model, not a curated record
AUGUCUGGCAUCCUGGAAGCCUCUACGGUUGCCAGCACAUCUAGUGCAUCUGUUUUACACCAUAUAGAACCUACAAGUCUACCAGAAGCUUCAUCAUUAUCGUCGUUGCCCCUCCAACUCCUCACAACCCCCCUGCGCGCCUUCCAACACGCCGAGACCUUUGCCCUCCGGACAGUCCCUCAGACACUCGCCAGAAUUCCAGGUAUGAGUGCCUUAGGCUUGGGUUUGUGGAGCGGAGCAGAUUCGACUGCCGGAGCUGGGGAUGCGGUGGCAGCGGCAACCAACGCGGCCGCGAAUAUGGCAGGAGAUGGGGCUGCCGGAGGAGUAGGCCAAGAUGGUGGCUACUACAUUGCUGAGUUCUUGAGUGCGAUCAAGAAAGUUGGCGGCUUCUUUGGGUACCUGACCAGUCUGUGGUCAUUCGCGUGUUUGGUGGAGGCACUUAUUCUCAACCGCAUCACAAUCUAUGCGUCGACUCGGCGCCAUCUUCGACUGGGCUGGGAAAGACGCCUGGCUCUCCGAUUGAUUCCUAUCCUUCUUUUUGUGUUCCAAAUUAUGAGUCUGCUUCGCGGAAUCAGAUGCCAGACAUCGCCUGACUUUUCGACUUUUCGAUAUGGCAAGCCCGGGAAGCAACUCAUAUUUGACUAUUCCAGCGAUGGGGGUGCUCUUUAUUCGAUGAGUUCCAAGCUUCUGGGAUGGGAGUCCGUGGAACGAUCCUGCAGCGCGGUGAAGAUGGGUCGCACAGGCACCUCGUCGCCGAUUCCAUACGGUUCCUUUUCUUUGCUGUGGCCGACCUUUUUGCUUCUUUGCGGGAGCCAUUUUGCCGAGACUCUGUCAUGCGCAUUGCAAGGAAAGCCUGUUAUGACUGAGACAGGAAUGUCCAUCUUUGAGCAUUCACUUGCAUUUGCUGAAGCCGAGUCGAUGAUCAGCAAAUCGAUUGGACUGGGCAUGUUUGGUCUUCCAAAGCAAAAUCCCCUCAGUACAAGCUCAACUGGUGAAGCAUCAGCCUCGGUUCUUCAAAUGCUUACCAGGUCACAAGUCUUAGAGCGCAUGAAUGUGACGCCUGAACUAUUACUCAUUGCACUGAUCUCGUGUUGCAACAGUCUUACAUCCCAUCUUUUAGACGUUGUCGGAAAACAGAGCAGAUAUCGAUUAUUAAAUACUGCCUUUUGGGGAGCAUGCUUCAUGGCAGCCAUGCUAUGGGGCUUGGAGGGCGGUCCGCCCGUUAGCAUUGAAACUGGAGUCCUCAAGUUUCCAACAGUAUGCAUCGUCGGAUUUAUUCCCCACAUCCUUGUACUGUUUGGAAUCGUUGUUUGCGUGACGAUUUAUGGAAUCGCUCUCACCAUCACUGCUUUCUCGAUGCAUUCAGAGGACGAACAACCUGUCACACUUCGUGAGCGGUUCAUGUUAGCUCAUGAGAAUAUGCAAGGAUCCAACCAGAUUCGCAGCAUUCGCAUUAAUAGACACGAGGAUUUCUAUACGACGUUACUCAGGAUCGGCUAUGUCGCUCUCACUGCUGCUAGCGAAGCUGUCUUCUUGAACGAAGGCAAAGCAGUCAUUGCGCGACGCAUGACAUGGCUGGAAGAGGACCGACUCGCAGAGAUCGACGCUUCGCGAAAGAAGUCCUCCUCUCAUGAGCAUUGGCAGAGUGAAUCAAACACUCGUCCAAUCGAGGCUUUGGGCUUUGCAAGCUUUGACAUUCCCCACGAGCCUCCCAUUUGGGAGACUGGCUACGGCCGCGAAAAGAAGAUCGAGAAGCAAAAGAAUGGCAAUCGCGCCGUUCGUUCUCAGGCCGAGCUUGGCGGAGUUGGGGCGGUGCGCGUGUCCAUCCGCCUGUGGCAUGUUGCCUCGUUCUUCCGUGCUAUUGCGUUACUUAUUCUUCGUUGGGUUGGAUUCGGAUUGAACGCAGUGCUUGAUCGACUAGGACUCACUGCACGUCCAAUGUGGCUGAAACGUCUGAUUGGACACCGUCCACAAGCGAGUGAGACGGAGCAGCCAGGUGAAUCUCGUACUCUGGAUUUUUGGAUCCUCUCAGAAGAUGGAGAAAUCAAACUUCCCGAGAACGGUGACUUCGAUGUUGAGCUGGAGAUGAGGAAGCGAGAGCGGACAAAUCGAAUCGAGCGAUUGGGAUUGGAUGAAGGCUGGUUAGAUGACAGGUUGUACGGCUGGUGGAGAUCCGGCGGCGCCUGGGGCAACCAAGACCACAGCUCAGACUACCAGCCGGCCGCUGACGAUGAUUUUGAUACCACUAGUAUGGUUUCUAUGUCCACCAAUGCUUCCGAAUCGGAAUGGGAGGACUACCCAUCCGACGACGGCCGCCGCACUCCGACCCAACGUGAGCCAUACGCAGAUAAGGCACACCCCGCCCCGCUUCACGACCCUCUUCUUGACAUGAGCACUCUCGCACGCCUUCUCGACCCUCGUGACCGUGAAAGCAGAGAAGAAGCUCGCAUCCUAGCCGCACAUCUCAAACCUAGUCAGGACAGUCCCCGGAUUAUGACUCGCAGUCGCUAUCAGAAAGAAAUUGAACGGGAGAAAUCCAAGAUCAUCUUCUCGUCUCGUCUGCACCAAUUGAACGCCAUGGAAUCAGGCCCGAGUGGGCGUAGACCCACCGCGGACGAGGAAUCCGAAAUCCUGGAGAAGCUCAUUCUCUCCCGUCGAGCGGAGAUCUCACCUCAUGCCGGUGCUUCGUCUUGGGAGUCCGGCGCAACGGGUCUUGGUCCUAAUGGACCGCCGUGUGUGGUUUGUCAGACUAGCCCUCGAGCUAUCAUCACCUGGCCCUGUCGCUGUCUCUGCAUUUGUGAAGAUUGUCGUGUCAGCCUUGCAAUGAAUAACUUUGGCAGCUGUGUGACCUGCCGUCAGGAAGUUGGGGGAUUCAUGCGUUUAUGGGUCCCGUGA